This is a messenger RNA of Drosophila grimshawi, 674 nucleotides long. It is a transcript of the gene DCTN5-p25, whose product is annotated as dynactin subunit 5. The coding region runs from base 40 to 609 and encodes 189 amino acids. The transcript is spliced from 3 exons. NCBI's taxonomy places the organism in Eukaryota, Metazoa, Arthropoda, Insecta, Diptera, Drosophilidae. The record is from RefSeq and is a predicted model, not a curated record.
AAAGAAAUUCGAUUUAUAAUUAAAAUUAUUAUUAUUAUAAUGGAAAUUGUAGACACGUAUUACAGCAAAGAUGAAUAUGUGGAAACGGCCUCCGGGAACAAGGUGAGCCGUCAAACCGUUCUCUGUGGCUCCCAGAACAUUGUGCUCAACGGCAAGGUGAUUGUGCAGAGUGGCGCCAUCAUUCGUGGCGAUCUGGCCAAUGUGCGUACGGGCCGAUAUUGUGUGAUAAGCAAAAAUUCUGUAAUAAGACCGCCCUACAAGCAAUUCAGCAAAGGCAUCGCCUUCUUUCCCAUGCACAUUGGCGAUCAUGUUUUCAUUGGCGAGGGCGCCGUCGUCUCGGCGGCCAUAAUUGGCUCCUUUGUCUACAUUGGCAAGAAUGCCAUUAUUGGUCGUCGCUGCACUUUGAAGGAUUGCUGUGUUAUCGAGGAUGGGGCUGUGCUGCCGCCGGAGACAACUGUGUCCAGCUAUAUGCGAUAUACGGCAAAGGGCAGCAUUGAGGGUGGACAGGGCAAUCCUUACUUUGUGCCCGCAGCCAUGCAGGACGAGAUGGUCAACUAUACAAAGUCAUUCUACGAACACUUUUUGCGCACCCCAGCGCCAGCCAGUUGAGCAAAUGGGAACCGCAAUAAUUUAACUAACAUUAAGUAUUAUUAUUAAAUGCGAAAAACAAAAGA